Molecule: messenger RNA, 1178 nt
Organism: Chinchilla lanigera (long-tailed chinchilla)
Lineage: Eukaryota; Metazoa; Chordata; Mammalia; Rodentia; Chinchillidae
Gene: Mbip
Product: MAP3K12 binding inhibitory protein 1
Exons: 9
Coding region: 90-1178 (362 amino acids)
Cellular component (GO): cytosol
Source: RefSeq, a predicted model, not a curated record
UGUUACGUCAUCCCAAAGCGACAAAAGCAUGGUGGGGGUAGGGUUGUGAUUGUACCUCGGUGGUGUUAGGGGCCUCUUGCGAAGGUGUCAUGGCUGCUACCACGGAUCCUAGUCACCCCAACAGCAGUGACAAGAGUCUAGAGCGAAGCUGCAGCCCCAACCUCUCCCGAGAGGUCCUGUGCGAAAUCUUUCGCUCCCUGCACACCUUGUCUGGACAGCUUAACCUCAGAGAUGAUGUGGUGAAAAUUACAAUCGAUUGGGACAAGCUCCAGAGCCUCUCGGCAUUCCAGCCUGCAUUGCUCUUUAGAGCACUUGAACAACACAUUUUACAUUUACAGCCUUUUUUAGCAAAACUUCAGCCUGUGAUUAAAGAGGAGAAUUCAGCUACCAUUGAAGAGAUAGGAAAAACAGAAGCAGGGAACCAGAAUGAACUAAAUGCCAAAUUUCCCACUGGUGACCAACAAGAAGAAGAAAAGCACAAAGAUGGUGAUUUAGGUGAUGUGAAAAAGACACAAAUCCAUUUUGAUCCAGAAGUAGUUCAAAUAAAGGCUGGAAAAGCAGAAAUUGACAGAAGAAUAUCUGCAUUUAUCGAAAGAAAGCAAGCUGAAAUCAAUGAAAACAACGUCAGGGAAUUUUGUAAUGUUAUUGAUUGUAAUCAAGAAAAUAGUUGUGCAAGAACUGAUGCCAUUUUUACCCCUUACCCUGGAUUUAAAAGUCAUGUAAAAGUUUCUAGAGUUGUAAAUACGUAUGGACCACAAACUAGACCUGAAGGAAUUCAGGGAUCAGGUCAUAAAUCUAACAGCAUGCAUCGAGAUUGUGGCAAUCAGGCUGUAGAAGAACGACUACAGAAUAUUGAAGCUCACUUGCGAUUGCAGUCAGGUGGUCCAGUGCCAAGAGACAUUUAUCAGAGAAUUAAAAAACUUGAAGAUAAAAUCCUUGAAUUGGAAGGCAUGUCUCCUGAAUAUUUUCAGUCUGUGAACUUUCCUGGAAAAAGAAGAAAAGUUCAGCCACCACAGCAGAACUAUUCACUGGCUGAACUUGAUGAGAAAAUUAGUGCCCUCAAACAAGCCCUGCUCAGAAAAUCAAGAGAAGCAGAAUCUACGGCAAUUCACUACUUUCCGUUAAAAAUGCCUCUCAUUCUUGUCAUUUUACUUUUUUAUAUAAAUAUGUGUAACUGA